Messenger RNA from Jatropha curcas, 1482 nucleotides. RefSeq names its product proline-rich receptor-like protein kinase PERK3. NCBI's taxonomy places the organism in Eukaryota, Viridiplantae, Streptophyta, Magnoliopsida, Malpighiales, Euphorbiaceae. Gene Ontology annotation, biological process: protein phosphorylation. Gene Ontology annotation, molecular function: protein kinase activity; ATP binding. The record is from RefSeq and is a predicted model, not a curated record.
ACACACUCUAAUUUGUGAGAGCUGGCUCUGUGCAGUUUCAUUGUUUGAAUUUGUUGAAGUAGACACUAAGACUGUUCCUCAUGUCAAAGCCAUACGCUGCAAUAGUAGGAGGUGCUGCUGGAGUGGCACUUGUUGCAAUAUUCAUCAUAUUGUGGUUCUGCAAGUCACACUGUAAGAACUUUUCAAACAAAAACUCAGAAACAGGUUCUUCAGAUCCAUAUGCAGUAGUGGAGUGGAAUAGGGGAGGUCAAUGCAGUUCAGCACCUGGCCGUCCUCUAUUUGGGUCACAAGGGGCUAGAGCAUUCACAAUGGAUGAGUUGGAGCAAGCUACCAAGCAAUUUAGUGAAAGCAAUCUCAUCGGAUAUGGAAGUUUUGGGUCAGUAUAUAAAGGUUUGCUUCAAGAUACUACAGUGGCAAUAAAAAGGCGUCCCAGUGCUCCUCGAGAGGACUUUGUUGCAGAGGUAUUCUAUUUGUCAGAAAUUAGACAUCGUAAUUUAGUUUCACUUCUAGGCUACUGCCAGGAAAGAGAUUCACAAAUGUUGGUAUUUGAAUAUGUACCCAAUGACAGUAUUGGCAACCAUUUAUAUGGUUUGACGUCAUCAACCAAACUAGAGUUCAAGCAGAGGCUGUCCAUAGCCCUGGGAGCAGCUAAAGGUCUGUGCCAUUUGCAUGGCCUAAACCCCCCCUUGGUACACAAGAACUUCAAAACAACUAACGUCUUGGUUGAUGAGAACUUCCUUGUAAAAGUAGCAGAUGCAGGGAUCUCAAAACUUCUUGAAAAGAUAGAAGAAGCAGGACCAUCUUACACAUCUGGUGUAAAUGUUUUCUGGGAUCCAGAAACAGGAGUAUCGGGGACCUUCACUGAAAUGAGUGACGUUUACAGCUUUGGGGUGUUCCUUUUGGAGCUUAUAACUGGACAGGAGGCAAUACAUCUCGGCUUCUUAGGAUAUGAUGAAGGCUUAAUUCAGUGGGUGGCUUCUCGGCUGAACUCAAACAAUUUUGUGGACCGUAGACUUUUGGGGAGUUUCACUGAAGAUGGGAUUAGGGAUUUGAUCAGGUUGACACUGCAAUGCAUGAGCUUUCCAAGAAUAGGAAGACCAAAGAUGGAAAUGAUUGUGGUCGAACUUGAGCGGAUUCAUGAGAAAGAGAUGGCACUAACAACCGUCACGGGCGACGGCACUGCUACAUUUAUUAAAGGUAGCGAACUAUUUACUUCAAAAUGAAACCAAAUUUACGAAAUAGUUGGCAUCUGUUAUGUAUGUGCCAAAUUUAAGCUCAAUGGUACCAGCAACAAACAACAAUUGAGAGGGAGUGAGAGAAAGGUCUUUUAUAACUGCAAAGGGAUUUAAGUCAAGUAUGUGCAAGCAUGUGUAAGUAUGAACGUGUUUCUAGUUAUGCAAGAUAAUAGUGUUUUAGAGAAGCAUGUAUCUAUCAAUUAUCUAUUAUUCAAAUUUGAUAGUAUUGUCAUUCAGGAGGUUGAAA